GACGAGGGCACUUUGAUCUCGAAGAAUGUCGUCUAUCCUUGGUGUUCCAGCUCCCGUAAAUCAUGAUCCAAAUCCGUACUUUUCCGGUCUAUUAAGACAUCAUAGUUCAGAUUGUGUUACAGAGAGCGUUGGCUAUCGAACGACUCCUUACAACUCAAUAAACGUCUCAUCCACUCUUGAUGUGCCACAUAGCCCAUUAGUUUCACAUCCGCCAUCCAAAGAUCCCCUUCCGAUGUGUACUGGAUGCAGACGUAGCAUUUCAGACCAAUAUCUUUAUCGUAUUCAUGGUUUAACUUGGCAUGAAUCAUGUGCCAUUUGCUCAGUCUGUUCAGCAGAACUUGUAGAAGUAUGCUUUAUUGUUAACAAAAAUGAAUUACUCUGUCGUCGAGACUAUGAUCGCCUCUAUGCAACUAAGUGUACCAACUGUCGACAACCAAUGCGAAGUCAUGAAUUAUUUAUGCGAGCGAAGCACUCCACCUCAACAUCGAGAAACUCACCUAAUCCACCUACGUUAUCCUCUUCAAGUCAAGAGCUGAUUUUUCAUGUCUCCUGUUUUACAUGUAGCAUUUGUCAACAACCUAUAGCAGCUGGUGAAGCGUAUAUUAUUGAUCCAGUCAGUUGUCGGCCAAUUUGUCGUUCAGAUUUUCUUGCGAAACAACAACAUAAUCAUUAUCAGGAACAUCAUCAACAGAAUACACGUGCAUCUGCUAAUGUAUAUCCUGCUGAAAUAAACAAUCAGUCAUUAUCAUCAUCUACACUAUCGUCUUCAUCGUCAUCAGCUCGAAAUUGGCAACCAUAUCAAAACGAAAGAAGUGGUUGUUGUGAUGAACAAAUCCACCAGUCUUCAUCAAAUAUUUGUUUAUCUAGUCAACAAAAUGAAUGUGAUGAAGAUGAUAAUAUUGAGUUGAUGAGUGGCAAAAAUGAUUGGCCGCCAAAUCAGAAUCAUCUAGAUCAUAAUUAUCAAUCAUUAGGUAGUGGUGCGCGAUUCAGUCUCAUGAGUCGACGUAUGCGUACUUCACUUACUGAUGAACAGCGUUAUCGACUUCAAGAAGUUUAUGAAUUAAAUGUUCGUCCAUCAAAAAGUAUGCGAGAAACUUUAGCUUCUGAGUUGGGUGUACCUGUACGUGUUGUUCAAGUAUGGUUUCAAAACCAACGUGCACGUGAUAAGCGAGCCUCGACUUUCAGUCGUUUGUCUGGUGUCGAUAAACCAUCCAUUUCACUUGUUAAUAAUCCCCAUCAACUUGAAAGGCGUGAACUGCAUUUCCAAGAGCAACAAACCCAUCAUCAAAAUGAGCAGCAGUCCUCAGACUUAUGUCCUUUUACACCAUCCCCACGCACUUCUGUUGAAAGUGGUCCAUUCCCAGAAUUUGGUGGAUUCUCUACUGAAAGUUUAGUUCGAUAUAUCCCAGAAGAUAUACACACUGAUCAUUCAGACGUUGUACAACCGUGGAGAUCUGUAUCUCACGCUGUAUGGUUUGUUGAAAAUGGUAGUGAACACUCAACUGUUAGAUGAUAAUAAUGAUAUAAAUGUUUGUUGUCAUCAAUGAUAAUUUACAAUUUUGAUCUUCGUCAUCUUUAAACUGUGAAUUAUAAAGUUAUAAACUGUUGUGUUUUUUUUUUGUUUUGUUCAUCGUUUUAAUUUUGAUGUAAAUAUUUCUUAUUGAAUUAAUCAGUAUUAUGUAUAAGUGAUUAUCACUUUUAUUAUACAUUAGUAGAACUUUACAGAUUUCAUGUAUACACUUAUUUCUAUUCAUGUUUUUCUUUCAUUAUUCUCUCUUUGUAAAAUGAGAAAAUGCACAGACACAUAUAAAGAUGAAGUUAUCUGUGAUCACUUUCAAGGAAAUUAUUAAUUGGAUCACUUGAAGUAAAAUGAAUGUUUUCAUCGUAUUAUUUCGGUGACACGCAUUUUAAUUGUAACCAAAAAUACACUUUUAAGGUUUUAACUCCUUCUGCUUUUAUUAUUCGUAUUCUCUUCGUUUGUUCAUGUCAGAAAUUAUUUUACUUUCUUUGAUGAUAAUUGUUGCUAUAAGCAUUAUUAUUACUUUUUUAAAAAAAAAUAUUUUUACUCCUACUGCCACCUAAGAGUAUGUCUGUUCUAAUGCAGAGAACUGAAGUAUUCGAUUGACUCGUGUGUAUAUUGAAUUUCUUAGUGUUGUUAUUACUAUACUUACUCUGUGUAUGUAUAUUUCAGGUUCUACUUCAUUUAACUAUUCAUAGGUUAAAAAGAAAAAAGCGAUAAACCACUGUUUUUCCGUUUUGUUCGUUGAUUUAAAAACACCUAGGUAAUUUUUGUUUUACCUUUGGUAAAAACGAAUUUCUGUGCUUUAAAAAAAAAAAAUUAUCUUGCCACGUAUACUAGCUUUCUUCUUGUGCGUAAUGCUUCUCAAUUUCUUUCUUUACUCAAGAAAAGUGAUAUUGCAUUUGUCUCUUGGUUACGCACAUAUAUAUACACACUUUUCUAAAGUUUCCAUUUAUUCAUUUCUGUGUAUAGUUGUGUGUCCAUGGGGGGGGUUCUUACCUCCUCUUCCACUGUUUUCCUCUUGCUUUUGUUGUCUAUCUAGUAGUAAUAUUUUAUGAGACGAUUUUUUGUUUUCAAAAUUAUCAUCAUGCUUACUCUUGCCACUGCCAAUGCUAUUAUGAUUAUGAUUAUUAUUAUUAUUUAACAAUAUUCAUCUAGUGUAAUGUCUGUUACAAUAAAAAAAAACCUUGAAUUGAAGUAUAAUCAGUCGACUGAUGCCUAUAAAAACUGUUUAGAAUUCUGAAUUGUAUGUUGGUUCCUUUUCUUUUCUUUGUUUCGCGAUGUAUCCUCUCAAUCAAUAAAUGUUUUAUUAAUAAUGUUGAAAUGAACAUUAGUAGUAGUGUUUGUGUACAAUUGUAUUAUGAUUCUUCUAACUUACGUUUAUAUCAUUUAUUGUUAUCAGUAUUAUUGUUAAUGAUUAUUAUUAUCAUCAUCAUCAUGUUGUCUUUUCGUUAGAUUGUUGUCGAUAUUGCCGUUGUAUUAUUAUUGUACUCUCCAUUGUUUCUCAUCUACAUUCUUUUCUGAAGAUGUUAAUGUAUGCAAAGCUGUGUACUUGUUUGUAUUUACUCACAGUCUACUAAUGUAUUUUAAACCUUUGUUGAAAUACAUCAACCAGCCACUUUUUCUUCGAUAACAGAGACUGAAAGAAAUUCAUCUAUACGGGAUCUCAUUUUGCAUAUUGUUUAUUACCGGCACAUUUUUAUGGCUUUAUAAUGCUUAUAAUUAUUAUUGUUACGGUUAUUAUUAUCAUUAUUAUUACUGUUGUUACUAUUUUUUCCUUUUUGUUUUCUUUACGCGCCUUGUGUACAUGACAGAAAUAUGAACUAAUUGCCUAAAUUAACAUUAUUUUAGUCUUUUAAUCUCACUAGAAAUGAUUGAGUUAUU
This is a messenger RNA of Heterobilharzia americana, 3403 nucleotides long. NCBI's taxonomy places the organism in Eukaryota, Metazoa, Platyhelminthes, Trematoda, Strigeidida, Schistosomatidae. The record is from the annotation of a GenBank genome assembly.